AACCCAGAGCCCCUUCCCAGGGGAGGAGGCGGAGGUCUAAGGGGAGUAGAAAGAAAUAAAGGAAGAUUUGCAAUAACGUGUGAAGUCUGGCGGGUGGCAGGCGCGCCUCCCACUGAAGCCUCGGUUACUUCCGAGAUUUCAAAAAGAAAAAGAGAAGCAGUCCGUGAAGGGGCUGGGAAGGGGUCCCUGGGAGGCAGGCUUUUCUUCCUUGCUUAGUGACCCAAUCACCGUCUCGUCUAGGAGGGACUGGACCGGGAGGCGAAGGCACCGGACAGGAGGGGAAGGGAGGUGGUCUUAGAGAAAGGCUGUAGCCUAGCCAGUGCGUGCAUCAGCUGGGAGGGCGGUAGCAGCAUCAGCCCACCAGCCCAGAAGAGGAGGAGGAGGAGGAAAAGGAAAAGGAGGAGUGAGUUCUCGUAGCACCCCCCCAGUUUGGAGCUUCCCGCAGAGUCAAAGAAGACCGGGGACUCUGGCUUUACACAGGCCACCCCCAAACCCACGCAGUAGGGGGAAAAGAGUUUGACUAGACUUGUCCAGUCGCUCCAGCUCGCCGCCCCGGGGAGCGCGGGGGUGGGACAGCGGGGCGGUCCCUCCCAAGGAGCCGUGGAGCUGAGGGGCGGAGGCGGCUGCGACUACUUUAGCUUCCCGGAGCUCAGGGGUUUACCCUCUGGAAACUCCUCCACCUAAGUGAAGGCGGGGGCAGAGGGGAAUCCCGGCACCCCGGAUCGUGCAUUCUCUGUAUCUAGAGGAACAGGACAAGAGGACGUCAACUGCAGAGACUUGUGUGGGGAUAGAAGUGACCCUUGCAAACCCCCCCCCCCCCCCCCCCGGGCUGACGUUCCCCGAGACCACUGGAGAGGGGGUGAGCAGUUUGCGGAGCUUUGCAGGCUGUCCAGCCUCCCGAAAGCCACUUCCUCUGGAGCCGGGGGGUCGGGUACAGUCUCGCAGCAGAGAAGAGGGGGAAGGGCUGCCCUCAUACCCGGCAACGUAGACGUAGACAACAGCAACCCGUGAUGAAAAGUUUCCUUAAAAGCCAGCGUCUUUGAGCGAGCGCAGAAGGAAGCAAACACUGUUCCGCCUGCUGGGAGCCGGGGAGCCCGGGAGCCUGGGAUCCAGGGAUCCAGCUUUAGGAGAAGCGCCCUCCGGCUAGCCCACCCCUCCCAUCUCCUUCUGUUUCUCCUCCUGCUCCCAGGGCGCGGCUCGACGGGGCGCCCUCCCGCGUCCGUGGCAUGUGUGGGCACCGCGGGCAUGGCAUCUGCGGUAUUUGAGGGCACAUCGCUGGUGAAUAUGUUCGUGCGGGGCUGUUGGGUGAAUGGUAUCCGAAGGCUGAUCAUUAACCGACGGGGCGAUGAGGAGGAGUUCUUCGAGAUCCGAACGGAGUGGUCGGACCGCAAUGUCCUAUAUUUGCACCGAAGCUACUCGGACCUGGGACGCCUCUUCCAGCGUCUCCGGGACUCCUUCCCCGAGGACCGACCCGAGCUGUCACGGUCCCCGCUCCUUCAAGGGCUAAUUGCAAUAAAGGAUGCUCAUGAUAUAGAAGCCAGACUUAAUGAAGUGGAGAAACUUCUAAAAACUAUUAUAAGCAUGCCGUGCAAAUAUUCUAGGUCAGAAGUGGUGCUUACCUUCUUUGAAAGAUCUCCUUUAGAUCAAGUUUUAAAAAAUGAUAAUGUACAUAAAAUUCAACCAAGUUUUCAGAGUCCAGUCAAGAUAUCAGAAAUCAUGAGGUCAAAUGGAUUUUGUUUAGCAAAUACUGAGACAAUAGUUAUUGAUCACAGUAUACCAAAUGGAAAAGACAAUCACUUGGAUGUGGAUUCAACAGAACAUUUGUUUGAGAAUGGCAGUGAGUUUACCUCAGAGUUGGAAGAUAGUGAAGACCCUGCAGCCUAUGUCACCAACUUGUCCUACUACCACCUGGUUCCUUUUGAAACGGACAUUUUGGACUGACCUUCCAGUAGCCCAUUCACCUACCCUCUGGCCUUUUAUUACUGACUUAUGCUGCUGUUCUAUAGCCCUCAACCAUUUAGACCAAAAAAGUGGUCAUCUAACCCCAGAUAUGAGAUGAUGCCUGCAAUGAAAUCAGUUCUGUGGCUCAGAUCAUGAGUGGGUCUCCAUGUACUUCCUAAGCUACACGUUUUUGGAAGACAGUGCAAACAGUGGAAGAGAACUCACAAGUGGAUUCUGGUAUCAGGGAAGGGUAUACAGUAAAAUCUGCAGCAGCUUCUGAAGCCACAGGAUGCCUACAUGACUGACUGACUAUAGUGAAGCACCCCCAUGGAAAUUCUUUCUCUUUCUGUAAAACCAACCUAUUUCUCCAAAUUCCUGGGAAGCCCACAUUUCACACCUGGUGUGAUAGAUAACCACCCAGUGCCUAUAGGGGAGACCUACUGUGAAGGAAGUAAUUCCAGUUAGCUUUGAUGGGUCUAAAUAUUUUAUCAUUUCCCUAAGAGGAGAGUACCACUUCCUCUUUCUUUAAAGUAGCAUGGGCAUCCCCUUUCCCCCUUCAUUCUCUCUCUCUCUCUCUCUCUCUCUCUCUCUCUCUCUCUCUCUCUCUCUCUCUCUCUCUCUCUCUCUCUCUCUCUCUCUCUCUCUCUCUCUCUCUCUCUCUCUCUCUCUCUCACACACACACACACACACACACACACACACACACACACACACACACACACACGCUCCCACCCACCCACCCCUGUGACUCAUGUGGAGUUCUGAAAAUACUUGGAAUGAGAGAUUGUGAACUAUUGCCAAGUUCUGAAGACAGGUAGGGAAAGUAAGUCAGCCAGCCAGUCCAUCAGUAGCUACAGGAUUUCCCUGGGAACCAGGAUGUGUUAUUGUUGUUUUCAGGUCACAUCUGGACAAGUGAGCUCUGUUAAGGCUCUCUCUUGGGUUUUUUUUACGGAAGGAUAAUCACCACCGGGUAUUGUCUGCAGCACAAGGGGAGACCAUUGAGGAUCAGGCUGCUCCCUGGAUAAGCUUGGACUGAGUUAAUGAUGGGCUUUGAGAGAUCAGGCCAAAAGGAAAAGAAUCCAUUCUGGGCUAACAGCUCUUCAGUGUAGGAGUAAUGAGUCUCUUUAUUACCAUCCAGCAGUCAGAGGUUUGACCUCACUUGCUGUUUGCGAAGUAUUUAAUGAAAUAAUUACCAUGCUUAAUCUGAAAGGAUGGGAAACAGGAAGAAAGCUAUCUCUGAACUGGUUACCUCUUCAGUAGUGGUUUCCUUAGCUUGGGAGCAUCCCUGGGUGCUUUGCCUUACAUUCUCCCAACAAACUUUCCAUGGCUAAGUGUGUACUAACCACAAACAUUUGCUAAUGUAAAUAAUAGUAAAUUAUUGAGAAUCCUAAUUCUUUUACACAGUCUGUUUUAAAAUCUAUUUUAAUGAAAUAAAAUAUAUUACUCUCCUUAA
Molecule: messenger RNA, 3394 nt
Organism: Monodelphis domestica (gray short-tailed opossum)
Lineage: Eukaryota; Metazoa; Chordata; Mammalia; Didelphimorphia; Didelphidae
Gene: PXDC1
Product: PX domain containing 1
Molecular function (GO): phosphatidylinositol binding
Source: RefSeq, a predicted model, not a curated record